UAUAUUCUCUUUAGAGCCAGCGGACACUAAAAAUUAUCUGCGUCAGCUUCAAAUUGAUUGCCAAUCGUUGAAUAAUUAUUGCAGUAACAUUCAAAAGUAAAAUUGUUCGACUUGAAUUGCUGACAUUGACAGAUAGAGUCUAUCACAGGAAUAGGGUUGGCGGAAUUAAUUUUUUAAAAAAGAUAUUAAGUCCUGAAAAUUGAGGGUUUGGUUUUCGUGUGUAUCACUUUGUUUUGGUUAAUUGCCGUUAAACCACACCUUUGGGGAGAGACAGCUCUCAGAGCAGGUCCGACUCGUUCGGCCACAAUCGACAAGAGGAAUUAUCAAAAGAUCCUGAGCGAGCCGCACUGACGCAGAAGGGAUUAGUUCGAGGAGCAGCGAGGUGAAAGAGAUGAAACCACUUGUCCAAUUUGUGCUGCUGUGCGUCUUGUGCGGUACUGGCAAUGGAGUUCCAGAAAGAGUCACUUAUGUCCCUGAAAUUUUGCGAAGCAGGGUAGCUGGGAAAAUCACUCAAACAACAGUUGCUCUUCAACAGCCACACUGUGUGUUUGAUUCCACCGAACAGCAGUGUAUGGCCUGUGAUGUCUGGUUGGUUGUUGCUAAUUCAACAGGAGUUUCAAAGUUUGAGAAUGAUAAAAAUAGAUUUCUGGAUCCUUCGAUGUUUACCUACAGAGAUGCUUUCAGUGGAUCAAAUGGUUUUUACUUCACUCUCAAAACAAAAAGAAGUAAUUAUCCUUGUCCUCCUGCCACUGGUCAAAUCUUAACUUUGCGAGUUGGCUCAGAAGUGCCCUGUACAACUUCGAAUUGCAAUGCUCCACUACCUGCUGGUGGGACGUUCAGAAUGAAGUAUGUUUUGGUUAAUCCUGAUCUAGCUUCCCCCACUGCAAAUAUUAUUGGGGAAACAAACUUUACAGAAGAUAUCAAGCUACUGAGUGCUAAGGAUCCCAAUAGCAUUGACAACUUUUCUGUACGUCGCACCGGGGGGAUGGUUGUCAUAACGACAAUACUUUCCAUUCUGCUCUUCCUGCUGUUGGCAAUGUUUGCGGCCAUUCUAGCCUUGGUUUGUUGCAAAAAAUCUGUCCAGUCUGACUUCCCUGCACCUCUAGCUACAUCUGGCUCUCUCCGAAAAUACCACACUCACAGCUUGCAUAACAAAUCAAACAUCAUCCCUCCAAAGGGCAAGAUGUAAGGCAGUCUUUGUGGAGCAACCGUAGACUGGUCAAGAAUCCAGCAGCCUCCUCCCUCCCUGAGAACCUCAACUACCUACUUUCACAUUUACAGUGGAACAUUUGUGUAUCUAUUAGUGUUUGGAAUGAUGAAUUGUCCUUAUGCUGAUGAUCCAGACAUUCAGUUUGGAAUCCUUCUAGGGUUAACUUCUCACCCUUUUCUAUGGUGCUUGUGUUCUAGCUUUCUCAACAUCAGUGCAAUAUGUCAGAAAACCUUCAUUUGCAGCAGAGGAGUUUUAAGCCUCUCUCCCUUCUCUCCUUCCCCACUCCAGCACCCACUGCCUUUUGGCUUCAGGCACCAUUUUAGCUCUUACACCAAGGGGAAUCCAAGGUCAUGACUGCAGGGUUGCUCCUUCCUCCCACUGCUUUAGAUUCCAAAUGUACCCGAGAGUAUGUGAGAAGAAUUUGGCUUGUUUCCUCGUUCUUUCCUUUUCGUGCUCUUGACUGGACUAAGGUUUUGCAUUGCACCAAGUAAAUGUGGGGGGGGGGGGUGGUUUGUUCUACUGGAUGCCAAAGCUGCUGCCCAAUUCUUGCCCUUUUCUGUAUAUGAGAUGCUGCCUUCCCUUAGCAGUUGGGCAGGGAAAUGAGUCCAUAAGUUGCUCGCUGAUUUCAGAGCAAGACUUCCACUUCCUCCAGUGUCUGGAGCCCAGAUGAGGUGCCUUUUCUGUUUGGGUCAUUGUGCCCAGGCAAGGGCUUGAUCUAGUUGGCUUUCCCUUGAUACCUUAUGGAUUAAGAAAACACUCACUACUCCAUGGAUACAGCAUUUACUCCUCAUUGCUGUCCCAUUCUCUUAGCUUUACUUAUUUUGUGUUUUUUGUUUUUGCUUUAUUUCUUCCACUUGAAAUAUUUUCUGAACAUUUAAGUGUCUUUUAGAUUUUUUUUAACCAGUAUGCUGCUAAGUCAAAUGUUAAUCUCAAUUUACUAUUUCUGGCGCAGAGCUGCGUGUGACUGGAGUGCAUGUUAUGGGUUUGGGCUGGAAAAGCUAGCGGGCUGCACCUAGUGACCACGCCAUGUUUCUAUCAUGUACAGCUCUGAGCUGGGAAAAACUAAGCUUGUAGUAUUGACUGUUGAUCUAAAUUCAGAUGAAAUAGUUCCAAUACCAUAGAUCAAGCCAAACUUGGAGAGUUUGGAACGUAUAUGACUUUACAUCUAAGUCAAGGAUGAAUAAACAAGAAUCUAAAAUCAAA
Molecule: messenger RNA, 2413 nt
Organism: Carcharodon carcharias (great white shark)
Lineage: Eukaryota; Metazoa; Chordata; Chondrichthyes; Lamniformes; Lamnidae
Gene: upk3b
Product: uroplakin 3b
Exons: 6
Coding region: 392-1189 (265 amino acids)
Source: RefSeq, a predicted model, not a curated record